GAACUGUUUCUCCGGCUCACCCAUCACACUAGCCACAGUCUUCGUCGCGCUUCAGUCGGCGUCUAACAGCCGGUGCGGGCGGACGUGUGUGUCUCUCUUCCCACCCAUGUAACAAGUUUUUUCACAUGUGACACAUCCUUACAUGUGUGAGCCACAAAAUGGACGAAACACGCUUGCUACUCACCGAACUACCGCCGCGCCUUCACAGACCGCAUCUGCAUCGACCACAAUUGGACCUAACCUCGACACAAACACAUGUGUCAUGUUUGUACCCCGAGAUUUUAGCUUUGAUUUUUGGGAUGUUGGAUGUUCGCGAUAAAGGACGCGCGGCCCAAGUGUGUACGGCUUGGAGGGACGCCAGCUACCAUAAAUCAGUGUGGCGGGGAGUUGUGUCCAAACUACAUCUACGACGUUCGAACCCUUCCUUGUUUAGUAGUUUGGUUCGACGGGGAAUUCGUAAGGUGCAAGUGUUGUCGUUAAGACGUAGUUUGCGUGACGUUGUGAAUGGAAUUCCUGAUCUGGAAUCGUUGAACCUGAGUGGGUGCUACAACCUGACAGACUUGGCGUUGUCACAUGCGUUCAGUGACGAUGCUCCCUCGCUGACACAUCUCGAUCUCUCGCUCUGCAAGCAGAUCACUGACACUAGUCUAGGACGGCUGGCGCAGCAUCUCAAGAACCUUCAGGUGCUGGAGCUAGGCGGGUGUGCGCAGAUCACCAACACAGGCCUACUGCUGAUCGCGUGGGGCCUGAAGCGGCUGAGGCGGCUGGACCUGCGCAGUUGUUGGCACAUCUCCGACCAGGGCAUCUGCCACGUGGCGGGCCUCAACCUCGAGUCGGCCGUCGGCAACCUCGAGCUCGAGUACCUCGGCCUACAGGACUGUCAGAGACUGAGCGAUGACGCUUUGAAGCACGUGGCCGGGGGUCGGAUGACGUCACUGAAGAGCAUCAACCUCAGCUUCUGCAUUAACAUCACCGACAACUGUCUCAAGCACCUCGCCAAGAUGACGUCACUCAAGGAACUCAAUCUCAGGUCGUGCGACAACAUCUCGGACACAGGCAUGGCGUACCUGGCCGAAGGUGGGUCGCUGCUCACCUCGCUCGACGUGUCGUUCUGCGACAAGAUCAGCGACCAGGGCCUGCAGCACAUGUCGCAGUCGCUCUUCAACCUGCGGUCGCUGUCGCUCUCCGCCUGCGACAUCAGCGACGACGGCCUCUGUCGCAUCGCCAAGACGCUGCACGACCUUGAGACGCUCGACAUCGGCCAAUGCACCCAAAUUUCCGAUCACGGCUUGCAGGCGGUAUCAGAGUCACUUCGCAACCUGCGCAGUAUCGAUCUGUACGGUUGUGUUCGCAUCUCGACGGCGGGUCUCGAGAAAAUCAUGAAACUACCAAAGCUAGCAACGCUCAACCUUGGUCUAUGGCAUGUCAGGUGACAUCUCUAGAGAUCGGGCCCCGCCGUCCGAUAAAAGGGGUACACGUCAGCGUCCCAGGGGUACGAAAAUACCCCAAAACAACCCAAGAAUACGAGGGGUUCGGAAAUACCCCUAAACAACCCCAAACCCUUUCAUAUCGUGAUGUGAGCUCUCGAAAUGGGUUAACCACCAGUCCUUCAAACCACCCCAACGGGUCCGAAAGUACCCCAAAAAACAUCCAUAAAUAGUGAUUGGUUGAGAACGAUAGAAAUCUCAAAAUGGGUUCCUCGCCAGUUCUUCAAAUUGCCCCAAGGGGUUCGAAAAUAACCCCUUUAAGUGAACCUUAGAACCCCCAUCACAGAACAAUAGUACCUUAUCUACACUCCUACCGACUCCUCCUCGCCACUAGAGGCAACUUCCCCACCCCCUCUCCACAUCCCCUGAUAACAAGACAAGUUGAUCGAUUUCAAGAAACUGGUUUCGUGAUUCAUCUUGGGCGCCUCAAACAAACCUGUUUGGCUCAUCGACGCCUCAUAAAACUUACUUUGAACAUUAGUAUUGUGAACGAUUCAACGUUCGAUGUUUGAGAUUAACGUUAUUUUAAGGUAAACGUGAUUUACCUUACGUAAAAAUAACCUUAUGAACGUAAAAUGAAGUACAUCACCAGAAUUUUUUUCAAAAAACUAGCAAACUUUGAAUAGAAAUCAAAAUGCUAGUCCAGUUGACCUGACGAAACAAUUUGAAAAUCAAUCUUCUUAACGAUAUGUGGAUGUACUCACCCUCCCCCAAUCAUCCUCAUCCACCACCUCCCCUUAGAAAACACAAGAAUGAUCUCGAAAACUAAACAACCAAUUUAGUGACCUGCUAACAGAUUGAUAAGUGAUAAGAAGAUUCACGAAAAAGACUCAAAAACAAUCGGUGCGUUUUUUUAUUUCUAAACGAAAAAAUACAUGAUCUGGUGCUUGUCAUUGAAGUGUUUAGUUUUUAUUGUUCGAUUUGUUUUUUGUUUAGAUUUUGUUUCUAUUGUAUUCGCAGAUAAACAUGGAGACAGGUUGUUGAAAAGUUCGUAUAUUUUUAGUUAAUUUUUUAGUUUUAUAGGUAAUGACUUGUCUAAAUGUGAAUAUUGUAUGAUGAUCUCAUGACUGAAACUUUUGACCUACAUCGAGAUGAUUGAAGAGAUUGACUCUCGUUAUUCAAGUAUUGUAUUUUGAAUAGUCAUACCAAAUCUUGUAGGCGUCUAACUCUUUUCUACUUUGUGAAAAUGUUUUCCCUACACUGUUCAACAAGUUGUUCUGCUGGACAGAAAAAGAUAACCAUUGUCUUUUAUGGGUGUGUUCACAGAUUUUCAUUAUGCCAAUGUGUGAACAGCUCCAUAAGAACAAAUUGGUUUUCUAUGAAGCACUGAAUCAAGUCUUUAGUCAAGUAGGCAUAUAUCAAUCCCAAUUAACGAUCCAUUUCUUUGUUUAUCUGUGACUUUGUUUUGUAUGAUAGACAAUUACUCGAACUCAAUUAAGUUACGCUCGAAACGAAAAAUAUUGAACAAAUUUUUGAACGAUGUUGGUUUUUUGUACAUUAGUUAUUUUUUAAUACUGCGGUCGUUUCUGUAUAAGUCUGUCGAUAUACAUUAGUCUAGGCUAUUAUUAUGUAUAUUACAAUGUAUUACCAAAUUUGACACCAUAAAGUUGAAUAAAGAUAAGCAUUAAAGAGUUAUUUUUAAAAUAUA
Messenger RNA from Nilaparvata lugens (brown planthopper), 3135 nucleotides. It is a transcript of the gene Ppa, whose product is annotated as F-box/LRR-repeat protein 14. Lineage: Eukaryota; Metazoa; Arthropoda; Insecta; Hemiptera; Delphacidae. Gene Ontology annotation, biological process: SCF-dependent proteasomal ubiquitin-dependent protein catabolic process. The record is from RefSeq and is a predicted model, not a curated record. Gene Ontology annotation, cellular component: SCF ubiquitin ligase complex. The transcript is spliced from 5 exons. Gene Ontology annotation, molecular function: protein binding. The coding region runs from base 159 to 1433 and encodes 424 amino acids.